AACAAGGGACUUCAUAGACCUGCCUUUCCGAAGACCCAGUGCCAUUCUGCGCCAGGAAGCUGCAGAAAGAGCACCCUACACUUACGUCUCAGAGGCUCUGGCGUUGAUGAGAAACUUUUUUGCAUGCAUUUGUUAAUAGUGAAAUGGAUUUUCCAGAUAAUCUAUAUUACCUGUUAUCCCAAGGUGUAUGAACUUUUCCAAGAUGUAUGGAAUAUCACAUGUUGCAUCAACACCAAGAGCAAGUUCAACAGCGUUUGAUGGAGAACACAGACGCAGCCUCUCAGAACAUAUUUUGCGGAGUUAUGCUUGUGCCUUUCUGGCUGAUGACACUGCCUGCGGGUAUUGUUCCACCGACCCUCUCAGAGGCUCCCUUUUCACAUGUCGCCGCAGCCCCCGACUGCUUUCUAACGGUUAUUACGUUUUGACAGAAGACAGUUUUCUGUCUGAUGAAGAGGGCAACAUAACACUGACACCAUCCCAGACAAGUGUUACAUACAAAGAGAACUUAGUUCGCAUAUUCAGGCGGAGGAAGAAAAUCCGCCGCUCUCUUGCCAGCUUGUUCAGUCUCAGUGCCUCCAGCUCAUGGCUCAGCAGCACUGUCCUCAGCAAUACAGAGUCCUCCCAUGGGGAUGAUCCCUGGUCUGAUGGAUGCAGUAAACUAGAGGCCAGUCAGGCUGAUAUUGGCGAUUCAGACUUUUCCUCUGAAUAUGAUAGCCAUGUUCCACAAGGGCAAACUCCAGCAUCUCUUGGAGCUUCUCUCACCAAAGAUGAGGAGUUUAUUCAGCCUGGGAAACCAUUUUGUGCUUCAGCGUCCUGCUCUCAGUUCAUGAUAAAUGCAAAUGAAGAGACAUUGAUCAAGGCAGAAUCCAGCACAGUGCGAAAUGUUCUUGCUCAGAUGGCUGCACUGAUCUUGUGUUUAAUCAUUUCAAUAUGUACAAGGUAUUUUCUGGGAGGAUUGUCUGCCACUUUGUUGCUGAUAAUUUUAGUUUUUCUUUUGUCCCAAGAUGCUGCUCUGUCAUCUUUUUUCGGUCUUGUCACAUCUUUCAAAACAGCUAAGUUUUGGAACAACUGAAAAGCAGGAAUAUUGUUGAAAAGCAAAAAAUGAAAAGAAGAACCUAAGUGGAGCUGUGCCCAGGAGCUGUGUUCCUUGUAGAGUGGAUAAAACAGCCUUGUUCAUCAGUUCUUGGAUGAGUGCAGCUCAGCUUCUGAGAUCUAAGGGCAGCUGCACAGCUGCAGGUGCAACCUUGGAGUCAUUCCUCAGAAAGAGGUUGUUCAUCCUGAGAACAAAGCAUUUUAGAACUGCGUGUAGGCACUUGAUCACUUUGCAGAGUGUGAAAGUCUAUGAUGAAAAAUGCAUACUGCUCAUCCACAGCCACGCAGUGGACACUAGAUAUGGCACUUCCUACAGUCAGUGGGACUAUUUAUCCAUGGCUACAACUCCAGAGGUUUAAAGCUUACUGAUUUUGAAAGACAGCAUCAAUAUUAACCAAAGCAGGUACUACAGGAUGGAAGGGAGAACUUGGGACUUGUUGCCUAGCAGAAGUGAAAUACAGGUUGGUCCAGGACACUGGAGAUAGCAUGACAGCAUUUCAAAACAAGCUCUUCUCCUGCCUUCCACAGGAACUUAAAGUCAGAGUGUUUACUUCUAUAUAUUUCACUAUCAGUUCACCAGCAGUUUUCAUUUUUCUUCCUCCUCAAAUUUGUUUUCCUCAGCAUCAAACUACUAGAUACUUCCUUGUGGCACUGUUACACAUUUUCCCAAGGAAACAAACAAACAAAAACAAACAAACAAACAACAACAACAACAACAAAAUCAAGACGAUCAGAAUUAUUGGUGUUCUUCCUUUAGAAUACGAUUCAUUUUAGCUUUAUUUUUGUUCUGGUCAAACUACAGGUGAUGCCAUACUUCUUGGUGAACUUCUGCAAGCAGUAAUGCAAAAAGAUUGUGGUACCUCUAGUCUCAUGUCAAGGAAGUCCUGCGUAAGCAUGAGUCUUACAAGCACUUUGAUAGUAAACCAAUGGUGAAAGUGUUUAGCAAUCCCCAUUAAUUUUGCUUUUGGUAAAUAGCUGAUGUCUUCAAAUACUUUAUAUGUAUUAAUUUCUUGUAAUGAUAUGCUGUCAACAAUAAUUGGUUUGGAUAAUGAGUACAUGUGGUAAUAUUUCAGAAGCAUUAUUGUAUCAUGUGUGCACAUUGUUUUUUGGCAGUUAUACCUAGCACUGUAAAAAGAGAAAAAAGGAAGAAAGAAACAUCACAAAAAAUAUAAAUAAAUGAUGACAAAUCAGUGCCCAGUUAUUAGAAGGAAGGGAUUCUUCAGAAAACCAGCAGUCAGUAUGUGGAAAAGCAAUAAUUACUCUGAAUUACCUGGGUUAUGAUACAAAACAAAACAAAGAAACAAAAACAAACAAACAAAAAACACCCUGCAGCUAGUAACUGUAAUUUGGAAACAUUGAGCCUUAUUUUUCAACUUGUAUCUUUGCUACCACAGAGACUAUAUUACACAUGGAUCCUGUGGGUAACCAAAAACUGCUGUCUUGUGACUCCAAGCUUUUAAUAAUCUGCUACUUUAAAUAUCUCCCUAUAUGCCAGUUUAGCUAGGACAGAAUGCAUUUCAUCUUCCUGUGCAACAAAAUGAUGAUAAUGUGCAAGCAAGCACACUCUUGACCACCAAAUCAUUCUAUAACUAGUGCUACUUCUAGUCUACUUGUCCCCUGUUGUGCUAAAAGUGAUGUUAGCACAGCCCCAGCUGGUAAAUCAGAUGUGAAAUACUGGCUGUGGGAGAGCUAGGUCUGCUGACGGGAUACAAACAGGCUGGCAGGCAUAAUGACUGGGAUUUCAAAACUGCAAUGAAAGCACAUACAUUAAAGGUUCUGGUGGAAAAAAGAAUCUACAAAACUGAAACACCACUGUCUGUCCAAUUCUAUGUCCAAGCCAAGAUCAAGCACAUUGUAGCCAUAUUUCUAGCAUCAAAAAUCCAAAGAAAUGAGGCAAUGAAGUAAAGUGUACUUACAGCAAUUUAAUAUGUAUGUUUCUCUUUCAAAGGGUAAAUAAAUAUAUGCUAGUAAUAUUUUGAAGCGAAGCAUCAAUAGCUCAACAUUAAGAGCUCAAACAGGGAAAUUUCACCCAAAUUAGCAAUUUAUGAUAGUAAUUUACAUUUGCUCAGAUCAUUACAUUGGUCUUACAUGAAGGCAGACUAUCCGAUGUAACAAAACUUGGGUUUGCAGUUUCAGUAAAAGGUGACAAGGGAAUGUUCUUUUUCAUAAAACUUGUUUAGUUGUAGUUAAUGCACUUGAGUAUUUUUGUCAGUAUUAUUCUGCUUUAUUUUGUUAAACUAUAGAGAGCACUGAGAGUCUCAUAGUGUAAUAUUUAUAAAUAUGCUGUGUUAUCUAUUUUAUUGGUAGUUAUACCAGAUCCUUUACUAAACAAUUUUUUUAUUUUUUAUUUUUUUAAGAGGAUUAAAAGAUCUUUAGUAUUUAAAUAAUUUCCUGGAAGAAUAAUCUGGAAGAAUAAUAUCCUGUACUGAGACAAAAGUCUAAGACUGCAAUUACUCUGCAGUUACAGAAGUGAUACACUGAAAAGCAAGAAAGCUUAAAUUCACUGUAAGCUAGUUGGUCAACAUACAACAGCAAGUUAAGAAGAAGCUGAUUUAGCUUGCUAAAAGUUUAGUGUAAUAUGAAUUGCUUUAAUCUGUCUAUGAAAAAAUAAAAGCUGUAAAUUAUGAGUGUUCUUAUCAGGAGAGGGCGAAGCUCUGGAACAAUUUUGUAAUUGGAGUUCAAGGCUAAAAAUAAGAUGCGUGGGAUCUGCUAAGAGAUGCCCUCUGUGAUAUUCAUUAACGUUGAAUUAACUAAGUUCUCUUCAGUUACCAGACUGAUUGCCUUUGACAGUUCCCUGCAGUAUAUUCCAAUGGACAGGAAAGCAAACCUUAUAUUGUUUCCCUGAAAAGAGGCACAAUACUGUGCUAAGUUCAAUCCCAUCAGAAGAAAAAUUGAAGUCAAAAUCUAUCUGAUGAAAAACUGAAGACAACAUUUUCUAAUCUAAAUGAUUAAAUCUGGACUGUCAGAUGUAAUUAGUAUUUGCAAUUUCUGUUAACUAGGGAAUAAAGCCUAGAAUAAUUUUGAACAGUAAUUCUCAUCAAGUAAAAUCAUUUGUUGGGCAGUGAUUAACCAACGCAUCUACAAAGAGUGAGGAUUCCUAGAAUUUUCUUUCUGUCCUCAGCGAUUAAAGUGAUUAAACUCAGUUCUAAUAUAGCACAUUAUAUAUAUAUAUCAAAAAAAAGGAAAUCAAAGAAGAAAUUCAAGAUAGAGAUUUAUAAAUCCCUGUACAUUAUCUGAUACCUUUCCUUACAAUUAUUUUUUAUCAUUAUGACUUGUCUUAUAUUUCUUGGUGUGUUCAGCAGAAUUUCAAGGUCAUUCUUGAUUAUAUAUCACAUAGUGCUUAAUAGUGUGGAUGUUCAUGUUGAAGUGAACAGCAGCAAGCAGAAUUAUAAUAGUUAUGGAGUCCCUUAGCUUAUAAUGUUCCUAAUGUGUGAUCAAGUCUGUUUUGUAUUUCUCCUGGAAGUAUUACAAAUAGAACUCAAACCAUAUGGACUAAGAUUAACAUUUUGACUUAAAUGGUAUUGAAUAAACCAUGGUGAUACAGGAAAUAGGUAUCGCCAUUCAGCCUAGUUGUUCCUUUGUGUAUUUUUUUGUGAAUUAGCUGCAGAGUUUUGUAAACAUCUUUGUAUAUUUUAAUAUAUUCUGAGCAAAACUGCUAGUUCAUUUCAUAUUAUUCUUUUUGUACAAUUUCUUAUGCUGCCUUUUGCUUGUCCUCUUUAUCAUUUACUUUUAUAGUUAAGUUGUUCUUGUUUACAUUUUUCCUAUAUUUAUGAGUGUCAUCAGUACUGAAAUUGUUUAUUAGGAAUUGCAUAUAUUAUGAUUAAUUUGUUAUUUGCCUUUUUCUGUCUUGCCCUGUAGGUUAUGUGCUCUUUGGACAGGAUUUAUUGGUACUUUGGUAUGAAAAUGAAAGCCUAAUUUCAUUACAGUUAGUUACUAAGUAACUGUUAACACCAUAGAAUAUAAUGAUAAUGAUAAUAGUAACAACAAAACUAACAACCGUAGAAUCAAAGAAUCAUAGAAUCACAGAAUGUUUUGGGUUAGAAGGGACCUUAAAGAUCAUCUAAUUCCAACCCUCUACCAUGGGCAGGGGUGCCACCCACUAGAGCAGGUUGCCCAGGGCCUCAAUUAAAUAAGAAAUAAAUAGAAAGACAUAGUUCCAGAUUCUGAGUGCGUAUCAGUCAGUUGAUUUCCAUCUAAACUUCUGAUUUGCAGAAUUUUAGCAGCUAAAAUUUAUCCAUGGACUUCAAUUCUCUAGGGCUAUAGCACCUUACAUGAGUAUAUUCUCAUGGAGUGAGCACAUAUUCAAGAUAUUUCUUAUGCACUGUGAUGAUAAUGCUGUAAAACUUAUUUUGUUAUGACACAGAAUGGUAUUUUAUAUUGUACUGUUUUAUGCAUUUAACAAAUAAACAUGUAAUGUAUUAAAGCA
Anas platyrhynchos (mallard) is the source of this 5518-nucleotide messenger RNA. The record is from RefSeq and is a predicted model, not a curated record. NCBI's taxonomy places the organism in Eukaryota, Metazoa, Chordata, Aves, Anseriformes, Anatidae.